Messenger RNA from Elgaria multicarinata webbii, 1273 nucleotides. It is a transcript of the gene SERPINE1, whose product is annotated as serpin family E member 1. The coding region runs from base 68 to 1273 and encodes 401 amino acids. The transcript is spliced from 9 exons. Gene Ontology annotation, biological process: negative regulation of plasminogen activation; negative regulation of vascular wound healing. The record is from RefSeq and is a predicted model, not a curated record. Lineage: Eukaryota; Metazoa; Chordata; Lepidosauria; Squamata; Anguidae. Gene Ontology annotation, molecular function: serine-type endopeptidase inhibitor activity.
AGAGCCCCGCGCCUGCCUCACCGGAGCCGAACCAACCCACUCACCAGCCGACAAAACGCCAGCCGGGAUGCUGCAGUUGCUGCCUUUCGUGGCUUUGGCCUGUGUGGCCCUUUCUCAGGCCGUGGCCCCCUCUCCUGGCCCCGGCGUGUCCCGCGUGUCCAGGCUCUCGACGGACUUUGGUGUGAAGGUUUUCCGGGAGGUGGCGAAGGCCUCCAAGGACGGGAACGUGGCCUUUUCCCCCUACGGCGUCACGUCCGUCGUGGCCAUGCUGCAGAUGGCAGCUGCCGGAGAGACACGGAGCCAGAUCCAGAGAGCCAUGGGAUAUGGCGUGAACGAAUCGGGCGUCCCACGAGCCACACGGUGGCUGCAGAAGACGCUGACGGACCCCCGAAACAAGGACGUGGUGGACACGGCGGAUGCCCUGUUCGUGCAGCGGGACCUGCCACUGGUCCCCGGGUUCAUGCCGCGAUUCCACCGGGUUUUCCGCCAGAUGGUCAAGCAGGUGGACUUCACGGAGAGCGAGCGGGCACGCCACAUCAUCAACGCCUGGGUGGAGCAGCACACCAAGGGCAUGAUCCGGGACUUCUUGGUGGAGGGGGCUCUGGACCAGAUGACCCGCCUGGUGCUGCUGAACGCCAUCCAUUUCAAGGGCCUCUGGGACCUGCCCUUCCCGGCGGCUGCCACUCAUCAGCGCCUCUUCCACAAGCAGGACGGCAGCACCGUCUCUGUCCCCAUGAUGGAGCAGACCAGCAAGUUCAACUACGGGGAAUUCUCCACCCCAGAAGGAGUGGAGUACGACGUCAUUGAGCUGCCCUACCAGGGGGAAACGCUCAGCAUGCUCAUUGCCGCCCCCUUCAAAAUGGACAUGCCCCUCUCUGCCCUGACCGCUCUCAUCGAUGUGCAGCUGCUGGCCGAGUGGAAGCGCAACAUGACGCGGGUGGUGCGGCUCCUGGUCCUGCCCAAGUUCUCCCUGGAGAGUGAAGCCAACCUCCGCCGGCCCCUGGAAAGCUUGGGCAUGAAAGACCUGUUUGAUGCCAGCAGGGCCGAUUUCAGCAGCCUCUCCGACCAAGAGUCGCUCUUUGUGGCUCAGGCACUACAGAAGGUGAAGAUCGACAUUAACGAGAGUGGGACUGAGGCCUCCUCUGCCACAGCUGCCAUUGUCUACGCCCGCAUGGCCCCCUUGGCGGUUGUGAUGGACAGGCCUUUCCUCUUCGUUCUGCAGCACAACCCAACUGGCAGCGUCCUCUUCAUGGGCCAGGUGAUGGAGCCCUGA